This is a messenger RNA of Vespa mandarinia (Asian giant hornet), 1126 nucleotides long. RefSeq names its product carbonyl reductase [NADPH] 1. Gene Ontology annotation, molecular function: carbonyl reductase (NADPH) activity. Lineage: Eukaryota; Metazoa; Arthropoda; Insecta; Hymenoptera; Vespidae. The record is from RefSeq and is a predicted model, not a curated record.
AAAUAUUUUGAUCUAGUCUGUUUAAAAAAAAAAAUUAUCAUCGUUAACUUUAUUUACAUAACUCUGAACUACGAAGUUAUAUCUGUACUUCGAUAAAUUGCAUUUUAUAAUCGAUUUAGAUACAACAUGGAACGUAUCGCUAUAGUGACUGGAGGAAACAAGGGCAUUGGUUUAGCCAUUGUCAAAGGGCUUUGUAAACAAUUUGAUGGUAUUAUUUAUCUCACUGCUCGUGAUACUCAGCGUGGUUUAAAUGCUGUCAAAAAAUUAGAAGGAGAAGGAUUGAAAGUAAAAUUUCAUCAACUCGACAUUACUGAUGAAAACAGUAUCAAUACUUUUCGCGAUUAUUUACAAAAAACAUAUAAUGGACUUGAUGUAUUGAUCAAUAAUGCAGCAAUUUCUUUCCAGACAGAUGCAACCGAACCUUUUGGUUAUCAAGCAGAAGAAACUCUGAAGGUAAAUUACUUCAGUUUGAGAAAAAUAUGUGAGAAACUUUAUCCGCUACUUAGACCACAUAGUCGCGUUGUACAUUUGUCCAGUAGUUCUGGUCGUUUAAUAAAUAUUUCUGGUGAAUCAUUAAAAGAAAAAAUAUCUAACCCAAAUUUAACGGAAGAGGAAUUGGAUAACAUUAUGCAUAAAUUUGUUGAUGAUGCGAAAAAGAAUAUUCAUUUACAAAAUGGUUGGUCCAAUUCUGCUUAUGUGGCCAGUAAAAUAGGUGUUUCUGCUUUAGCUGUAAUACAUCAGGCUAAAUUUAAUAAUGAUCCACGAGAAGAUAUAGUAGUAAAUGCUGUACAUCCUGGUUAUGUGGAUACCGAUAUGACCAGUCAUAAAGGGCCUCUUACACCCGAUGAAGGUGCUGUAGCCCCAAUUUAUUGUGCAUUGCUACCGAAUAAUACUGAAAUAAAGGGAAAAUAUAUCUGGUAUGACAAAACUCUAUCAGAAUGGAAAUAAAAUACUUUAACAUAUAAUACUACAUAAUUGCACUGUCAUUUCAAUGCAAGAAAACAGAACUAUAUAUAAAUGAUAAAAUGAACAUGAAUCUUUAUGCAUUGUUACAAAUAUAAUGCUUAUAUUUUUCAUGAGAUAUUGUAUUAUCAAGUAAUUCAUAGUACAAAAAGAAAAAAAAAAA